AUAGUCUCUCUACACUCUUGCAUGUGUGUGUGUGAGUGAGUGUAUGGAGCUGAAACUUUCCUAGAGACACACUCUUCCCUCCUUCUUUCUCCCCUUUCGCCUUUCCCCUCCUCCUGCACACCUUUGUGUUGUUUUCCUUGCCCCCCUCUUCUUCCUCUCCCCUCCCUCUUCAGACUCACUAGUUCUCCCUCUGCUCUGUCCUGUGUGCUCAGACUGUGGUGAGUGUGCGAACCGAAGGCGUGCAUGGCGAGAUGCUGCUGAUGCUACAGCUGUUUGGGUUCCAUGUCUCCUUCAGGGCCCGCUGGGGAAGACAAGACUGCACGUGAGCUGGGGGAACUUUGACUCAACGCUGUGAGAAACCUGCAACUACCGCUUUCGAGACUUUUCUCCUCCAAAGAAGUGGCAUUUAUAAGACUCUGGAAUUAACUGAGCUUUUGAAGAAUUAGAGAAAGAAAGAAAAAAUGAGGACCAAGCUGUGGCAACUCUUUGCAUUAACCUUUCUCUUGGGAAUGUUGCUCUGUGUGGUGGACAGUAAAGGAACUUUCUAUGGAGGGCCCGUCCACCCUUUCUAUGGAAACAGAUACAACCUGUACAAGGCUGGACUCAACCCUCACCAUCUACCAAACAAGCCCAUGACCCGUCACAAAAACCACUGUGCCUAUGUAGUGCAGAAGAACAUCACAUGCACCAUGCAGGACGGAGUGUCUACUUUUGUGAAGGCUGAGUACACCACUAAGUGCAUCUGGGGUCAGAAGUGUCCUGUUGUUAUGUACAGGACGUUCUAUAAACCAAAGUACAAGGUAGGGUAUAAAACAGUGACUGAGCUGGAGUGGAGGUGUUGCCCAGGCUACUCUGGAGAAAACUGUUAUGAUGGACCCACGUCUCUGCCUGAUGUCAUGAUGCCACCUUUCAAGGGCCAGGGUUUGCCCCACCGCCCAGGAAUAAAGGGCUUCCCCCAUGGGCCCAAACCCCCUGUGGACCACAAACCUGGGGGAGGCCAGCUGGAGCCUGGCAGACCAUUCCCCAGCGUUCCUGACCAAAGACCAAUACCCACAGGACAACUGCCUGCUGGGAAUGGAAGACCGAACUUUGGAGUGACUGGAGAACGUUUGGACCGCAUGGAGGACGAUCUGCGUCGCCUUACCCAGGGGCUAGACACUCUCAAUGGGGUGGUUGUUGGCCUCGAGGAGCGACUACGCACAUCUCUCCGAGAAGACACCAACAAAAUCCUGGUGUCCUUGAUACCCAAUGGUCCUCGAGUGCCUGACUCUACAUUAGAUGGGGUGAUUCCAGCGGACACUCCUGAUGUACUGGAAGGAGGGGAAGGGUUUUUCAGUUUAGGAGACUUAGUAGGAAGAGUUACAGAAGUGAAGGACGAGCUGCGAGCCAAAACUCACAUCUUAGAGGAGAUUCAGGGGAUGGUGCUGGGACAUGAUGGUCAGCUGAAAAAGCUGUUGGACGGAGCAAGAGGCAGACCUAUCCCUGGACCCAGCUCCACCUUUCACACAAGUGAAAUCGUUGAUGCUAAGAUUGCUGGCGUACAGGCUGAAAUCCUGGAUGGCUUUGAGCGUCGCUUGACUGGACUGAAGAACCAUUGUGACUCUAAGAUCGGGGAGGUGCAAAGGCAAUGCCACAGGGAGCACAUGGAUGGCCAGGAGCAUAUGCAACAGUCUUUGGAUGGAAAAGAGACAGGGCUGAGGGAGGAGUUGGGCUCUUUACAGGCCAAGAUCCAGGGCCUAACUCUCACUGAGAGCUGUUGUGGAGAGGUGAAGAGUCUUUCCCUUCGAGUUCUGCUGCUGGAGGAGUCAGUGAAAGGUCUGACAGAAUCUCAGAGACAGCUCCAGGCAGCCCUCACCGACCAGAGCAUACAUGUGGAGACUCGCCUGGUGGACAUAGAGAGCCACUUUAAUGUCACAGAGGGGGGAGCUGAUGGAGUGGCUGGGCUCCCUGGUGGUCUGGAUGGCUUCAAGACCAUGCUGGAGGACAAGCUGAAGACCCUGGAGGAGAGAGUGUUUGUGGCAGUGGAGGAGCUGAGUAAUGCCACUGCUCCAGCUCUCUUGGAGGGUCAGGUGGUCCCCGCGCUGGAGACGGAGAUCGAGUCUGUGAGGAGGAGAGUGGAGGGAGACCUUGGUGGCAUUCAGAAAAAGUUAAUAGAUCUGGAGCUCCUCUGCACCUCUUCCUGCUCACCCUCCACCCCGUCAGCAGGGGGCAUCAGUGUCCCUGAAGAUGAGGAGGACUGUGAGGGAAUGGAGAAGAAGAUGACUGUCAGAUUGGACACUCAUUCGAAACAGCUGGCCGGCUUAAACAAAACCUUAAACAACCUGCUGUUCCAUAUCGCUCGAGAGGAAGCAGAGGGCUCCGUCCAGGGGGAGAUCACCCUGCUAAAGGUCAACAUCAACUCUGUGAACCGGACCCUGAAGGGCCUCAAGGACUCCAUUAGCUUCAUUGCGAGUGAAGUGGGCCAGGCUAACUCUACCUGGGAGCAGAGAGAGCACCAGCUUCUCAACCAGGUGCACGGAAUCACCAAACUGGUUGGACACCAAACUUCCCUCCUGGGUGCUGGGGAGAGGCGGCUGGCCCAGCUAAAGGUUGAGCUGGUGGGUUUAAGGAGAAGACUAUCUGGAGAGCUGCAGGGCUGCAAGAGCACAGCAAUAGAAGUCCAGAAGGAGGUGAAGGACGUUGACAGCAGAGUGAGCCAGGUGGAGGGCCAGUGUAGUAGCCUGGGGGAGCUGGCGGAGCACCUGGAGAGGAUCAGGGCGGAGCUUGAAAGACACUCAGAUUCCUACCUUGCUGAGGUGAAUGGCACCCUUGCUGCCCAUACAGAACAGCUAGCCGAGCUGAAAGGGGAGGUCAAAGACUGCGCAGGCACGGGUGCAGCCAACCAAAAAUGAGACCAGUAGCAUCUGAGCUACAGAUUUUUUUGAAAUAAAGAGACUAACAAGUGCUUCUCAUUAGGCUCAUGUGACGUCCCCUGCUUCUCUCCUCUCUCUUACAAAUCCCAUCUGCACAGAUGCAAAUUAACUGAACCGGUGAAAUUCAUUUCCCAUAAGCUCCCUACCCCAGUGCCUCCAGAUGUCCCGGGUAUUUAGUUCAUUGAGGAGAGAAAAAAAAAACAGAAUACAAAGACACACCUAUGGUUGUAUAGCUGGGUAAUAUUUUCCCCUUAAGAAUUUAUCCUGUAGGGCAUUUUUUUUUUUCUCUGAUCAUGAUUGUUAUGUUCUGACAUUUUACCCUGUUUUAACUUAUAUGAAGUGACUGCAUUGCUACUAUGUUAGAUUGUUUGUAUUAGAGCAAUGAUAACAAAACAAAGUGGAUGAUAUGGGACUAUUGCGCUGCUACGGGUUUCUGCUGACAAGCACACUUGACAUCCCUUUGUGUGGACACUUGUCUGAUUUUUUUGAGAGAAGAAAAAAUACUGUAUGUCAUCUCGGUGCUAUUUACAUUUUUGUAAACUUCAGUGUUAAACAUGUUUAAAUAUGGUAUGUAUUUCUGCUUUGACAGCUGUGUUUAUUUCCUGCUGCUUUGCUCCAGGUUGCAGAGUAAUUCCCAAAGUCUCCAUCAGGGGACAGUGACAGCACAUUAUAUGGAAUGGUGGAUAACUAGAAAUCAGAACCAAAACACUCCAAGGUGGAGGUGUCUUUUAGGCACUCAUUUGGAAAUGUAGGCCAUCUUUCAAAAUGCCGGUCGGGAGUUUAUUCUGAAAAGGAAACUCCAUAAAAUUUGAUUACAUAUAACUUAUCUCUGCUGGGGGAAUUUUUUUACCCCAGUUUAGAUGUUGGGUUAUUACGGAGUUUAUUACAAUGUUAUUAAGGUCAUCGUUUAAUGUUGGAUGCCAUGUGCUUUGCAUUUCUUUCUUUUUUAAAUCAAUGGACGAUGAAAACUCUCUGGCCUUAAUCCAGUUAUAGUGUGACAAAAAAUACACACAAUGAAUGUGAGAACAAAAGGACACUGUUCUGUUUGAGGUUAAAACAAUCAAAUAAUUUAUCACAUUUUACAACCAUGCCAAAUUGACUAUAAAUAUAUGUAUAAAAAUAUGAAUAACCAAAACAAAGAGACAAACCUAUGACCACCCUUGUCACAAAGGACUGCUGUAAGAGCAGAAACAAGGCUGUGUAGGUCCGUGUAGCCUAUAUACACAUGUGCAUCAACCAUUGCUAUCCUGUUUACUGUUUGCCUUUUUCAUGUAGUCAUUCUUUCUGUGUCAUACAUUGAGUGCACCAAAUGUGUUAUUUGUGACCCUUCUGUAUAUAAAUCAUUUUGAGACACCA
Messenger RNA from Labrus mixtus (cuckoo wrasse), 4268 nucleotides. It is a transcript of the gene emilin3b, whose product is annotated as EMILIN-3. Gene Ontology annotation, molecular function: protein binding. Gene Ontology annotation, cellular component: extracellular matrix. Bases 462 to 2891 code for a protein of 809 amino acids. The transcript is spliced from 6 exons. Lineage: Eukaryota; Metazoa; Chordata; Actinopteri; Labriformes; Labridae. The record is from RefSeq and is a predicted model, not a curated record.